This is a messenger RNA of Callorhinchus milii (elephant shark), 1801 nucleotides long. RefSeq names its product CDP-diacylglycerol--glycerol-3-phosphate 3-phosphatidyltransferase, mitochondrial. The coding region runs from base 16 to 1644 and encodes 542 amino acids. Gene Ontology annotation, molecular function: CDP-diacylglycerol-glycerol-3-phosphate 3-phosphatidyltransferase activity. Lineage: Eukaryota; Metazoa; Chordata; Chondrichthyes; Chimaeriformes; Callorhinchidae. Gene Ontology annotation, biological process: cardiolipin biosynthetic process. Gene Ontology annotation, cellular component: mitochondrion. The record is from RefSeq and is a predicted model, not a curated record. The transcript is spliced from 9 exons.
CACCGCGGCGGGCAAAUGGCGGCCUCCCCGGCGCCGCGCUUCCUGUCCGGGGUCGGGAGGCUCCUGGCGGCGGGACUGACGGGGCUCAGAGCGGGACUGCGGCGGGGCCGGGAGCGGAGGUCGUCAUACUUACUGUUGGCGCCGUUACUGAGUCAGGCCAAACCCCGGGUUGUGGGACAGAACUCUUCGCCUUCCACCUUCUCUGCAGGUGGCAUUCAGAGGUUUCAGUGGAUUGGGGAUAUCGUUCCUGUCUUCGGAAUCUCCGGCAGUCAGGUGAAAAUCCUGCAUUCCCCCUCAGAAUUUUAUGAAACAAUAAAGGAACAAAUCAAAGUGGCCAAGAAGAGAAUAGUGAUGGCUUCUUUGUACCUCGGAACAGGACCCCUGGAACAGGAGCUGGUAGAUUGCAUCGAGGAAACGCUGGAAAGAUCACGAGAGGCGGCAUUGGCAUCUGAUCUCAGAGUUUCUAUUCUGCUAGAUUGCACAAGAGGGUCUAGAGGGAAGAAGAACUCUCGGACUAUGCUGAUUCCAUUGUUAAAGAGGUUUCCAAACCAAGUGCGUGUUUCGCUGUAUCACACUCCGGAUCUCAGAGGCCUCCUCAAACUCCUUCUUCCUGAGCGCUUCAACGAGACCAUUGGAUUGCAACACAUCAAGGUCUACCUCUUUGACAACAAUGUCAUUAUUAGUGGAGCAAACUUGAGCGAUUCGUACUUUACAAAUCGUCAGGACCGCUACGUUUUACUCAGUGACUGUCCGGAGAUAGCAGAUUUCUUCGAUGACCUGGUCAAUGCGGUCGGUGAUGUCUCACUUCAGUUGCAGCAGGACGAUACAGCUGAGGUGAAAUCUGGAGAUGUCCAUCCAUAUAUAGGUGACAGAGCGGAAUUCUGCACAGCAGCAAACAAGAGAAUCAUGGCAGUGGUUAACAACGCUCUAGAGAGGCAGCAGUACAGAGACAACGGUGAUUCCGAUGGAGUGUCAAUAUUUUUCAGCAGCUUUGACAGAGCUGCAAGUCACAUAGAUACCUGGAUUUACCCCUUAAUUCAAAUGAAGCCUUUUGAUAUCAGAUUAGAUGAACAAGUGACUAAAGUUUUAAUGACUGAAGCUGAGACAGAUGCUCACAUAUACUUGACUUCAGGAUAUUUCAACCUUACUAAAGCCUAUAUGAAUCUCGUUCUGGGUACCAAUGCGAAUUACCAGAUACUGCUUGCUUCGCCUGAGGUGAAUGGAUUUUUUGGCGCUAAGGGUAUAGCGGGAGCAAUUCCUGCAGCUUACGUUUACAUUGCCAGGCAGUUUUACGAUAAGGUGUGCCAAAGUGGGCUGCAAGAUAGAAUUACUCUGCACGAAUACUACAGGAACGGAUGGACCUUCCAUGCAAAAGGUCUAUGGUAUCACCUGUCACAAAGCAAGUGGCCUUGCCUAACGCUGAUCGGCUCUCCUAACUUUGGAUACAGAUCUGUGCACAGGGACCUGGAGGCUCAGCUGGCAAUUGUCACAGAAAACCAAGAGUUACAGCAGCAACUACAGCAGGAACAAGAACAUCUGUACGGACUGUCAAAUGAGAUUUUGGCUACUACAUUUGAUAAGCCAAACAGAUAUGUGAAACUCUGGGUGAAACUUGUAACACCGUUUAUAAAUAACUUUUUCUAGGAGUCGAAGAACCUGGAAAUGUUACCUUUUAUGGGAUUAAGAUAAAGAUGAUCUUCUGACUCAUUCAUUUAUCCAAGUAUUAUGACCACCAGGGGGAGUGGAGCUGGCCGUUGAUGUUUGUAAAGGGAGGCCUUGUGGCUUUCUGAAUUCAUGAGUU